AUGGCGGAGCCCAACAACUUGACUCUAAAAAUUUACAGAGCUGAAUCAUAUGCUGGUCUUCAGGAAUGUAAAGCAGCCAUAGAAGACUUAAACGCAGUUCUCUGUCAACUUCCAAAUUCGCCUGAGGUCUACUUCAGGAAAGGAAAAGUGCUCCAUGAUGCUGGUUUCCUAGGUGAUGCCUUACAACUCUUUCUUCAGUGUCUGGCCCUGGAUGAAGAUUUCUCCCCUGCAAAGCUGGAAGUAGAAAAGAUUUUGUGUGACUUACUAUCCCCUGAAAACUUAAAAGAAGGCCUAAAAGAAUCUUCUUGGAGUUCAUUACCAAUUACCAAAAGCAAAGCUUUUGGUUUUCCGGCAGUAAUAGAAGAAUCUUACUCUCCUAGUGAGCUUAGUCCAGAGCAGAAUGAAGCCAUUUCAGAGGUCAUUUCAGAGCCUGUCAAAGGAAGCUUAAACCGUGCUCAGUCAGCACAGGCUAUAAAUUCAACAGAAAUGCCUGCCAGAGAGGAUUGUCUAAAGAGAGUUUUCUCAGAACCUUUGCUCUCCGUUCAAGAGAAAGGUGCUCUGCUGAAAAGAAAGCUGUCUCUUGUAGAACAGGAUGUGAUUGUAAAUGAAGAUGGAAGAAGUAAGCUUAAAAAGCAAGGAGACCCUCUCAGUGAAGUCUGUGCGUUAUCAUUAGUGUGUGGUGACGUCCCAGAAGACUUAAUAGAUGUUUCAGAUUUUGAGUGUUCCCUCUGCAUGAGGUUGUUUUUUGAGCCAGUAACAACCCCUUGUGGACAUUCAUUCUGUAAGAAUUGUCUUGAACGUUGUUUGGACCAUACACCGUAUUGCCCGCUUUGCAAAGAGAGCUUGAGAGAGUAUCUAGCAGAUAGGCGGUACUGUGUCACACAGCUGUUGGAAGAAUUAAUAGUGAAGUAUCUGCCUGAUGAGCUGUCCGAGAGAAAAAAAGUACACGAUGAAGAAACUGCUGAACUCGCACACUUGACCAAGAAUGUGCCCAUAUUUGUUUGCACGAUGGCCUACCCCACUGUGCCUUGCCCUCUCCAUGUAUUUGAGCCGAGAUACAGGCUGAUGAUUCGAAGAAGCAUGCAGACAGGGACGAAGCAGUUCGGGAUGUGUGUCAGUGACACACACAACAGUUUUGCAGAUUAUGGUUGUAUGUUACAAAUUAGAAAUGUACAUUUCUUACCUGAUGGAAGGUCUGUGGUUGACACAGUUGGAGGAAAGCGGUUUAGAGUUCUAAAAAGAGGAAUGAAGGACGGAUAUUGCACUGCAGAUAUUGAAUAUCUGGAAGAUGUGAAGGUUGAGAAUGAAGAUGAGGUAACGAAUCUCAGAGAGCUUCACAACCUGGUGUACUCCCAAGCCUGCAGCUGGUUCCAGAAUUUGAGAGAUAGAUUUCGAAGUCAGAUUCUUCAGCACUUUGGAUCAAUGCCCGAGAGGGAAGAUGACCUUCAGGCAACCCCUAAUGGACCUGCGUGGUGCUGGUGGCUGCUCGCAGUUCUUCCCGUCGAUCCCCGGUACCAACUGUCAGUUUUGUCCAUGAAGUCUUUGAGAGAACGGUUGACCAAGAUACAGCAUAUACUGACCUAUUUUUCUAGAGACCAAUCUAAGUAACUAACGGCUUGGAUCUUCCUUUUAAACAGUUACCUUAAUCUGGCUGCACCAACAGCCAGAUUGUCCGCUGCCUUUGCACAUCCAGUGCUGGUUUGAGAAAUGUAAUGAAACUGAUCGUUUCUGUUUGUUUUGUUUUCUUCAACCUCCUGAAUCACGCGGUUCUUCAAACGAAUACCUUCAACUAGGAUUUAGACCACUAAGAACUUGCACAGGAAAAUACGCACUGACCGUGUGUUCAACUUCUACAUCGUGAUGAAGUUGCACUAUGUACCAUCUGCUAAAAUGAAAGGAGAACUCUGUGUGUGUGUGUGUGUGUGUUGUGAGUUGUGUGUGCGUGCGUGAGUGCGUGCGCGCAUUUUCUCUGGCUUUAAAACUUUAAAAGAAGAUUAAAAAAAAAGCCAUAGAGAGCAGAACUUGCCGAGGGUCGUUUAUUGCCCAAGUUUACAACAGUAGCGAUACAAGUUUUUGCAAAUUGAAUUUGCCUCAGAUCUAUCUGUCCUAACGCUUAUAUUUGCACACGUACGUAAAACACGGUAUUGAGUAUCACUAUGUGUUGGAAACCCUGCUCUUGCUGAACGAACUGUGUUGACCAUCGACUAUGACACAAUUUCUUAUUUAUGUAAAUACUUGCGUUCGGUGCCUGACAGGCACUGGACGUGGAACCUAGAGCCAGUUUUCAGGAACACCGACAAACCUGACAUGGUACUGUGCAUCUACUCGUACAACACUUACAACUGUGAAAACCUGGUUUACAUUUACCUGUACAUAAAGCAAAUGGAGAGUUCAGUUCAGUACCCGUUGGUUUGUACCUUUCCAGGGGCUUUCGCAUUACCCGCCCAUCUGUGUAAUUUACAGUUUGACGUGAUAUGUGUGUUCGUAUCUGACAAAUGGCCUAGUGGGAGCCCUUUGAGGACUGGGGGGUGGGGGAGGUGAAGAAGCUGGCGUAGAACUCAGCUUUGAGAGGUCCGUUUUCUGUUUUGUUUGCAGUUCUGGCCGUGGUGCAGAUGUUAGUUAUGCCUUACUCCUAUCACGACCAGAUCACCGUGCCGAGGCAUGGUCUAUUCACGCUGCCCCUAGACACUUUUGUAAUUAUUUGUUGCAAACUUGUGACUGUCUCUAUUAGCUUUCUUUUACGUAAGUCAUUUGUAAAAGUUUCUUACAAAUUUUGCUUUUGCUUAUUUAAUUUUGAAUAAAAGCUAAAUUCAUAAUA
Messenger RNA from Echinops telfairi (small Madagascar hedgehog), 2818 nucleotides. RefSeq names its product LON peptidase N-terminal domain and ring finger 1 (gene LONRF1). The transcript is spliced from 12 exons. Gene Ontology annotation, molecular function: protein binding. NCBI's taxonomy places the organism in Eukaryota, Metazoa, Chordata, Mammalia, Afrosoricida, Tenrecidae. The record is from RefSeq and is a predicted model, not a curated record. The coding region runs from base 1 to 1608 and encodes 535 amino acids.